AUGGUGGCCAACAAACUCCUGUCCACGGUGCUACGAUCGAGAGAUGCGGCUGCAGAAGAUCAGGGAGCUGCCGCUGCGGCUGCUGCUGCCAUGGCUGCCUGGUCGGCUGGCAUUGCCUAUGCGAUCAACUUUAUCAUUCUCUACGUCAUCAUGUCGAUGCUCGUCGUCGUGGUUGUCGGUGUCAUGGGCUGCGUGGCAUCCCCGCGCAUCCGCAAGUCGCCGACGUACAUCAUCCUCGCUAUCUCUGCCGCACUCUGCAUCUGUGCGCUCGGCGUCAAUGUCUCGAUGAACAAGGAGCUCGUCGUCAACCCUCAGAAGCCGUUCAACGCCCAAAUCUACACCUCGAUGAUUGCCCUCUCUAUGACCAUCCCCUUCCUCGUCGACUUUACACUCAUUUUGAGAAUCCUCGCCUUUUUCCCCGUCACCUCUGCGGCCGCCGCGGGACGAAGACAGUGGAAGCGAUGGGCCGCCAUCGCGUUCCCCGCCUUGAUCAAGAUCCCUCGCAUUGUCCUCAUCUGCCACUACAUCCGAUUCGUGCACGACUGCGCUCUCCGUGCAUCCGACAUGGCCACAGUCGUGACCAUGGUCAACCAGAAGCAGUAUGCGCUCAUCGAGUGGACACUCAUGCUCGCUGACGGCCUCUACUGCACCAUCUUUUUCUGCGUCAAACUAUACGAGCUCGGAUGGGGCUGGGGCGAAGACAAGCAUGUCUCGCGCAGCUUCCUCGAGACUCUUCGCAGGAUCUUGAUCAGCGCCUUUGCCUGCUUCGUCCUUCCAUCGUUCCUGCUCAUCACGCUCAUUAUCAUGCAAGCUACUCUCUACCGACCCGAAAUCGAAGGCUACGUCUUCGUCACGUUCAUCCCGAUGACUGUCAUCUGCGCCGCCUCCGCCACGUUGUGGCCUGCCAUUCGGGCUGAGCAACACCGCCGAAAGAUGCUCGUGGCCCCGAUCCACACGCUGCGCAGCCAGGGCCCGCCGACCAAGUUCCUUACGCCCCAGCGCAGCUUCGACACCGAUGACGAGAAAGACUUUGACAAGAUGACGCCCGAUGUCGAAUUGGGCGAGCUGGAGCACACCGUGGUGACUCCCGUCAAGCGCAGCCAGGAUCAGCUCAACGCCCGAGCUCGUACCAUGACGGGUGAUCGGAUCGAUGCUGGACGUGACACGGACUUGGGCGGAGCAACGACGCUGCAGCACCUCGGAAGGCCGCAAAACCCGCUCCGCCACGCUCCCGAUGUGAGCGGAAUCGCAGUGACCACGGUCACGGAAGAGAAAUGGAGCGAGGCUUAA
Messenger RNA from Moesziomyces antarcticus, 1290 nucleotides. RefSeq lists its product as uncharacterized. Bases 1 to 1290 code for a protein of 429 amino acids. Lineage: Eukaryota; Fungi; Basidiomycota; Ustilaginomycetes; Ustilaginales; Ustilaginaceae. The transcript is spliced from 3 exons. The record is from RefSeq and is a predicted model, not a curated record.